Molecule: messenger RNA, 957 nt
Organism: Drosophila ananassae
Lineage: Eukaryota; Metazoa; Arthropoda; Insecta; Diptera; Drosophilidae
Exons: 2
Coding region: 738-893 (51 amino acids)
Source: RefSeq, a predicted model, not a curated record
GAAAGUUGUGGAAUAAUUAUGAUAUUAUUCCAGUAAAUUGCGCAGUAUAUUAUUAAAACAUUUUUAAUAAUCUAAACAUUACGUAAACACUCUUUUUCGAACCACCUUCUGUGUGGGAAACAAUCCUCUUAUUGGCUUGUAUUUCAAAUGCAAGUGUGUCGUUUCGAAAAUUGCCAUAUCAUGUAUUCUCGAACUCCCAAAUCGAUCGAAAUGACAAUAAGGCCAAAAUGUUUGCCGCAGGCCAGAAAAAAGCAAAAAAAAAAGAACCAUAAAAAAGAGAGUCAGCCAAACGACAUACAUUUCUGGAUGGAAGGGGUUAUAGUAUGGAAAGUGGGGAACUUUCGGGAGGCGGAAGAGGGAGAUACUUACCGCCGACGAUGAUAAUGAUAAUGAUGAUGAUGGCGAUGUCGUCAGAACCGCAGAUUAAGAAACAAUAACGUUCUUUGUGCUCGCAACAUUCGGCAGGCAUUAGGCGAACGCGUUAAGAGCCGUAAUGAGCCAUAAACUUGCCCAACGGAAUGCAUAUGGAAUAUCAAAACGCAAAAUGCGAUGCAGUCAGCAGAGAUAAAAAAAAAACUGAAAUAAAGCGGCUUAGAUGCCCCACUCCUCGUACCCCUUGUAAGCAAAAUGUUUGUUGCCUGUUUUCAGCGAAUAUAAAAAGCUGCAAUUGAGCAAACAUCGAGUGCAGUUCAAUUCUGUUUGUCAAGUCGGAGAAUUAACUUCUUUUCAUCGUCAACAUGCUGAAGCUGGUAUUCCUUUUGCUCGCCGCCCUCCUGGCCAUUGCCAUGGCAGCUCCCGGGCCAAAUCCCGCCCCGGCCCCUGUUCCCCAGUUCGUCUACUCCGCCGGCUAUCCGGCCGUGGGCUAUGCCUCGCCCUACGUCUACUACGGCUGAUUCGCAAUCCGGAUUCAAAACUGUAUUAAUAAAAGCUUUUUGACAAUUUUAUUUGCAACAUAAA